AUGAAACCACCCGAGUUCCGAGGAACUCAAGACCCUGUUGAAGCUCAAUCCUGGCUUAAGGAGAUGGAGAAGGCUUUCAUACUAGCUGUUGUAACCGAUGAGAAGAAAGUUGAGUAUGCCUCUUAUUUUCUGAAAGGUGAAGCAAACUAUUUGUGGGAGUCAGCCCGUGCUUUGGAAGAAGUGGUCCAGAAGGCAAUGGUGAUUGAAGGAGAAAGUGAUCAGAAUCAGAAGGAGAAGGACAGCAAGAAAAGGAAGUUUGUGAGUAAAGGUGAAGGUUCGGCUCAAGGGAGCCAAAGUGGGAAGAAUUUCAAGAAAUUUGGAUUUCAGAAUCAAGGAGGUCCCCGAGGUUUUAAGAAGAGUGAUAAUAGGAACCCAAAGAAGAUUCAAGGACCGAGUAAUCAAAAUAGUCAACAAGAAACUUCAGAAUGCAAGUUCUGCAACAAGAAACACGCGGGAAAUUGUAAUAAAGCUGAUAUCGUCUGUUUCAAAUGCAACUUGGACGGUCAUUAUUCGAACAAGUGUCAAAGCCCGAAGCCUUCUGUUACAUGUUUCAAGUGUGGGAAGACCGGUCACAUGUCAAGAUCUUGUAAAGCUUUUGGAACCAGCAAGUUGAUGCAGUUGGCAGCUACCCCUUAUAAUCAAGGAAUGACAUCUUCUGUUCCGAUUCUGCAGCUACCUUCCACUCAAGUUUUGAGUCUACAACUCUUGUUUUCCAUCCCUCUUUUCCGGCUCAAGCAAGGACAUUCAACAUGA
This is a messenger RNA of Daucus carota subsp. sativus, 753 nucleotides long. RefSeq lists its product as uncharacterized. Bases 1 to 753 code for a protein of 250 amino acids. Gene Ontology annotation, molecular function: mRNA binding; single-stranded RNA binding; translation regulator activity. The transcript has 2 exons. The record is from RefSeq and is a predicted model, not a curated record. NCBI's taxonomy places the organism in Eukaryota, Viridiplantae, Streptophyta, Magnoliopsida, Apiales, Apiaceae. Gene Ontology annotation, cellular component: cytoplasm. Gene Ontology annotation, biological process: positive regulation of cytoplasmic translation.